Messenger RNA from Danio aesculapii, 1349 nucleotides. RefSeq names its product zinc finger protein 239-like. The transcript is spliced from 3 exons. The record is from RefSeq and is a predicted model, not a curated record. The coding region runs from base 84 to 1151 and encodes 355 amino acids. Lineage: Eukaryota; Metazoa; Chordata; Actinopteri; Cypriniformes; Danionidae.
AGUAGGACGUAAAUGCCUUCUGAGAGUAGCAGAAACAGCAUUUAAAUCCAGAAGAGGUCCGAAGAGCGGAAUAUUUAAUAAAAAUGCGACAAAAGCUGGAGGUAAAGAUGGAGUCUGUUGAAGAGGAGAUUGAUGACCUGGGUGAUUCAGAAACAUUCAGAAUCAAUAAGCAGGAAGAAACUGAGGAGCAAGCAGACCUGAAGGAAGUGAAGCAAGAAAACUUGGAACUGAAUGAAGAUGAGGAGUUCCUACCCGGAGACCCUGAAAAUAAUUCUCAAACAACAGAUACCAAAAACUCAUUCUCAUGCCCUCACUGCGACAGGAGUUUCACGCUAGAAGCAAGCCUUAUCAGUCACAGCAGCAUGCAUAGCAGAGAGCGUCCAUACACGUGCCCACAAUGCCCAAAGAGUUUCGCACGUAAAGACAGCCUGAGAAUGCACCGAAGACUUCACACGGGAGAAAAACCCUACGCGUGCCCUCAGUGUGGAAAAGCUUUCGCACAAAAAGAGCAUCUCACGAUCCACAUACGAAUUCACACCGGGGAGAAACCGUUCGUAUGCGAUCAGUGCGGAAGCAGUUUUGCGCGAAGUGACAGCCUGAAGAACCACUCAAGAAUUCACACCGGUGUAAAACCCUACAGUUGCCCGCACUGUGCAAAGAGAUUUACCUGGCUGCACAAUUUCAGGAAACACCUACGCUUGCAUUCUGGAGUGAAGCCUUUUAGCUGCGAAGACUGCGGAAAGAAGUUCCCAUCUGCAUCUGUUUUAAAAUACCACAUUCAGAGCCACUCAGAGGAAAGGCCUCACUCGUGUUCGACAUGCGGGAAGAGCUUUAUACAGCUGGACGCUUUUAAAAUGCAUCAGAAAUUGCACAGCGGUGUCAGGCCGUUUGUGUGUUCGCACUGCGGCAAGAGUUUUAAUAAAGCCUCCAACCUGACAGAGCACUUCAGGAUUCACACUGGAGAAAAACCCUACACGUGUUCGCUUUGCGGCAAGAGUUUCACUCAUUCGGCAACCCUGAAAGCACACGAGCGAAUUCACACUGGAGAGAAACCGCAUCACUGUACUCAAUGUGGAAAGAGUUUCGGCAGAGCAAGUCAUCUGCUGGCACACAUCAAAACACACUCUUCAAAACGCAAAACCUCACAGUGAGCGAUUGUGUGUAAUGCACAUUGACAUGAUAGAUACUGGGAGGGGCUUUUAUUUAUUUCAAAACAUUUAAAGGGGGCAUAUUAUGCAUAAAUCUAAUUCAAACCCAUGAUGUUAAUAGUAAAAUUGCUCUCUUUUUUUCAAAACACGUGUAAUAUUAUUGAAUGCAGUAGAAUAAAUAAAUAAUUCUGGUUUUAGAAA